Molecule: messenger RNA, 849 nt
Organism: Onychomys torridus (southern grasshopper mouse)
Lineage: Eukaryota; Metazoa; Chordata; Mammalia; Rodentia; Cricetidae
Gene: Sugct
Product: succinyl-CoA:glutarate-CoA transferase
Molecular function (GO): catalytic activity
Source: RefSeq, a predicted model, not a curated record
AUGGCGAUCUUGUUCCUCACAGUGAAAGGGUAUGGCCAGACAGGGCCCUUGUCUCAGAGAGCAGGUUACAAUGCUAUCGCCUCUGCUAUGUCUGGUCUGAUGCACGUUACAGGGCCUGAGGAUGGAGAACCUGUUUUCCCAGGAGUGGUCAUGACUGACCUUGCCACUGGCCUGUUUGCCUAUGGAGCCAUUAUGGCUGGCCUCAUACGAUGUUACAGAACUAGAAAAGGACUGUUCAUUGAUUGUAAUCUACUGUCAUCUCAGGUGGCAUGUUUGACCCAAGUAGCUGCUAAUUAUCUUAUUGGUCAAAAGGAAGCAAAAUGCUGGGGCACAGCUCAUGGCAGCAUUGUUCCUUAUCAGGCUUUUAAAACCAAGCAUGGCUACCUCGUAAUUGGAGCAGGAAGUAACCAACAGUAUGCUGUUGUAUGCAAGGUCUUGAAUUUGUCUGAGUUGAUUGAUGAUUCCAAGUAUAAAAUGAACCAUCUUUGGGUGCAGAAUAGAAAAGAGUUUAUUAAAAUCCUAUCUGCACGGUUUGAGGAAGUAACCGCCAAGUGGCUUUGUCUCUUGGAAGGAAGUGGGAUCCCAUACGGCCCAAUCAACAGAAUGAAGGAUGUGUUCUCUGAACCACAAGUUUUGCACAAUGGCCUCAUUAUGGAGAUGAAUCAUCCCACUGUGGGGAAGAUUUCAGUACCAGGUCCAGCUGUGAGAUAUAGCAAGUUCAAGAUAUCAGAGGCAAAGCCACCCCUGCUGGGACAGCACACAAAGCACAGCCUGAAAGAGGUCCUCAGAUAUGAUGACAGGGCUGUUGGGGAACUACUCAGCUCUGGUGUGAUACAACAUGAAACCUAG